CUUCAUUUUAUUUCUGGAAUUCAGACAGCCCUGACUUCAAAUUUGAAUCUUACAAAAUCACACAAACCCCAGGAAAUAAAAUUGGACCCCCAUACUUUGCAUACAAACAUGAACAAACUACUGAUCAGCAUCCCAAUAUUUGUAGGAUUUUUUGGUGUAAUAAAUUCUCAAACACCUUGCACGCCGGUGGAUGUCACCCUGCUGAAGAUCAAUUACAUUGGAUGGGCUGGAGGCAAAAUGCACUACACGAAUCUUGGAAACCUGGGGAUGUCGUACAGCGACGCGAUUGAGUUUUGUCUCUGUCACGGGAUGGAACCAACCUUAAUUAAAGGACCCGACGUGGAUUUCAUGCUGUACAAUUUUCUGCAGCGGUUAUCUGGAAACUCGACGUAUAACAGUCGCCCCUUCUGGCUAAGCCUGAACGAUAACGAGCGAGAAGGCACUUUUCGCUGGUACCAGAAUUCCACCCUUUUACAAGGGUACACCAACUGGGCACCCGACUCCCCAGUGAUCGACCCUCUCGGUGGUCCUCACGUCAACUGCGUGACAUGCGUCUCCGAUCAGGAGUACACAGGUAGACAGACUUGUUUGUGGAUUAACGUUCCGUGCGACUCGACUUGUUGGCGACCACUUUGUCAACGUUAGAGAGAAAAAGGUGUCGCAAAAUUAUGCACAUGUUUACUAAUUUAUUUUAAAACUGAGGAUGAGUGAGUUAACAUCUGUAUUUUUUAAUAUUCGCAAAUUAUUCCAAAAUAUUCGCAAAUUAUGUAUGAUUUUUUGUUUUCUAAAAUAUCACAAUUUAGAGCCCCUCACCUUUUCUAGCAUUUAUCAUAAAAUGUUAUUAUUAGAUUUGGGAAUUUAAUAAAAAAAACUGCAUAAUAUGCAAAAUUGCAAAAAAGUCGAGAAAGCUAAACGCCGAAAUUAUACAGAAGCUCUUAUAUUGAAAUUUAUUUGUCUGAGAUAUUUGACGAUUUUGCUAUUUUCAAAU
Molecule: messenger RNA, 988 nt
Organism: Folsomia candida
Lineage: Eukaryota; Metazoa; Arthropoda; Collembola; Entomobryomorpha; Isotomidae
Exons: 5
Coding region: 109-645 (178 amino acids)
Source: RefSeq, a predicted model, not a curated record